AUGUCAACAAUUUUAAAACAAUUACCAAAUUUCCCAACACAACCAAAAUUAAUCCCCGUUUUAACAUUUAAUUUGAAAUUAAAAUCAGAUCCACAACAUAUUUAUACAAAUACCAAAAUAGAUAAAACAUUAAAUUUAGCAACUAUAGAAAAUGGAGAAAUUAAAUCAAUUGAUAAUGAAUUUGGUUUCCAAUUACUAGUUAAUGAAAUUUUUGGUACUGAUGAUUUAAAUAUUAAUAUAUCAAUAAAUACUGCUUAUUUAGAUUGUAAAUUAUAUGGGAAAACCCCCAAUGGAUCAGGUGUUAAAGUGAAUUAUGGAGGUAGAGUACAAUUAACUAAACCAUCGGUUGAUGUUAUCACCAAUAAAUCAAAAGAAGCUACAAUUGAUGAAAGUUUUGUUACUUGUAAUCCUUCAUUUAUAUUUGAUGAUUCUGUUGAAGAAGAAUUUAAAUGGGUUUUAAAAGAAAAUUUAAUUGGGAAAGGUAGAUUUGCUAGAGAUGAUGAUGAUAAUCUUUAUGUUCAAUAUUAUAUUUAUGUAAUUAGAUAG
This is a messenger RNA of Lodderomyces jiufengensis, 546 nucleotides long. RefSeq lists its product as uncharacterized. The transcript has a single exon. NCBI's taxonomy places the organism in Eukaryota, Fungi, Ascomycota, Pichiomycetes, Serinales, Debaryomycetaceae. The record is from RefSeq and is a predicted model, not a curated record. Bases 1 to 546 code for a protein of 181 amino acids.